AGGAUUUUUUAAUGGAAAUUAUAUGAGAAAAAAGAAAUUUAUGUAAUGUAUUUGUGCUAUGUUCCUUAAAAAAACGAAAAGAAUAUGUCAAUUAUUCAUACAAAAGAACUUUAAUACAUUUCGGGUUUGUAUUAUUGGAUCAGGCCCAGCAGGGUUUUAUACAGCAGAUAAAUUGUUAAAAAAUAUUCCAGGAUGUUUAGUAGAUAUGUAUGAAGCUUUUCCUUUUCCUUUUGGAUUGCUACGUUUGGGUGUAGCACCAGAUAAUUUUGAAAUAAAGAAUCUCAAGAACAAGUUUUCAAAGGUUGGUGAAUAUGAUGGAUUUCAUUUUAUUGGGAAUGUUCGUGUUGGAAAGGAUAUUUCUUUACUCCAGCUUAAACCUCAUUAUGAUUGUUUAGUUAUGGCCUAUGGUGCUUCUGAAGACCGUAAAUUGGGAUUGCAUUUGGAAGGUACUCUUCGAGGAAUAUAUUCUGCUCAAUCGUUUGUGGGAUGGUAUAAUGGACAUUAUGAAUAUCAAGAAUUAAAUCCGGAUUUAGAAUCUAGUGAUGUCGCUGUUAUUGUUGGUCAUGGAAAUGUGGCUCUAGAUAUUGCAAGAAUUUUGCUUAGUGAUCCUAAUGUUCUUUCAAAGACGGAUAUUACUAAAAGGGCAUUAGAGGGUCUUAGAAGAAGUAAAAUUAAGCAUGUAAAAAUUAUUGGACGCAGAGGUCCAUUACAGAUGUCUUUUACAAUAAAUGAACUUCGAAAGCUUAUGGAAUUAUCAAAUAUAUCCUUUUCUACGCCAAACUUGGAUUCAUAUAUUAAUCAAUAUGUAUUACCUGAAAAUCUUACACGAUCUCAAAAACGGCUUUUUGAUCUUUUAUUGAAAAAAAACAGUUUAAAGCCUGAUAUGACUAAUAGAUCAUGGUCUCUUGAAUUUUUACUUUCUCCAUGUAAAUUUAUAAAGGAUGAAUCAAAACUAAAUAUUUUAUCAAGUGUAUUAUUUGAAAAAAAUAUACUUAAAAAAUGUCCUAAUAAAAAUAUAUUAAAAGCUGUUGGUAUUGGAGAAACGGUUAAUAUAAAUACUAGUUGUUUAAUCCGUAGUAUUGGAUAUAAAGGUAUAGCAAUUGAAAAUUGCGGUGAUAUUGGCAUUCCCUUUGAUAGCGAUAGAGGCAUUAUUCCUAAUAUUUCCGGAAGAGUUUUAUCAGAUAGUGAGGGAAAAUUUGCUUAUGAGCUUCCUGGAAUAUAUACAAGUGGAUGGAUAAAAACGGGACCUGUAGGUGUGAUAACAAAUACUAUGUAUAGUGCUUUUGAGACAGCUAAUUCUAUUAUUGAAGAUUGGAAGAGUAAAAAACCGUUUUUAAAUUCUACUAGUAAAGAAUCUAGACAUGGAUUUAACGCUCUUUUGCCUUAUUUUAAAGAAAAAGGUAUUCGAUUUAUUCAAUGGAAAGAUUGGAAAAAACUUGAGGAUUUAGAAUUUAAAAAAGGAAAAGAACUAGGAAAAAUGAGAGAAAAAUUUGUAUCAAUAAAUGAAAUACUAAAGAUUUUGGAAUGA
This is a messenger RNA of Pneumocystis murina B123, 1528 nucleotides long. RefSeq lists its product as hypothetical. NCBI's taxonomy places the organism in Eukaryota, Fungi, Ascomycota, Pneumocystomycetes, Pneumocystales, Pneumocystaceae. The coding region runs from base 59 to 1528 and encodes 489 amino acids. Gene Ontology annotation, biological process: ubiquinone biosynthetic process. Gene Ontology annotation, cellular component: mitochondrion. The transcript has 3 exons. The record is from RefSeq and is a predicted model, not a curated record.